GCGCUAUGCCCUAAAGCCCUCAAAGGAACCAUGGGUGCAGCCGUACAGGACUGGAGGUAGUUCGCAAAUGUCUCGCCUCCUUCCUCGCCGCCGCCACCUCUCCUCCUCCGCCUCUACUGCCUCUCUCAGUGAACUCGCCUCCCUCCUCGCCGCCGGCCGCUUCCACCGCGCCGUCGACCUCGCCAAAUACCUCCUCUCCUCCCAUCCCCCCGCCGUCAGCGUCCCCGACCUCUACCACGCCCUCGCCGCCACAGCCGACACCCAGGACGACCUGCGGGCGCCCCCCCAUUCCUUCCUCUGCGACGCGGCCUCCGCCCUCGUUGUCGCCUCCGCGCGUCUGUGCCAACCCGACGGCGCGCUCCGCCUGCUCUCCCUCCUCGCCAGCGCGGGCGACGGCGCCUGUGCCGGUUCGGUGCGCUCGCCGCUGCCGUCCCUAUCGUCCUGCAACCUCCUCCUCGAGUCCCUCCUAUCCGUAGGCCGCCACGCCGAUGUGCGCGCCGCGUUCGGCCUCCUCGUGGCGGCCGGGGCGCGCCCGGACACCUUCGCGUGGAACAAGGCCGUCCAGGCCUGCGUUGCGGCGGGCGACCUCGAUGAGGCACUCGCCAUGCUGCGGCGGAUGGGCCGUAGCGAAGGCGCCCCUCCUCCCGACGCGUUCUCGUACAACGUGGUCAUUGCAGGGUUGUGGAGGUCAGGGAAGGGCAGCGACGCCCUCAAGGUGUUCGAUGAAAUGGUGGACAGGGGAGUCGCGCCUAACCAGAUCACCUACAACACGAUGAUUGAUGGGCAUGUCAAGGGUGGGGACCUGGAGGCUGGUUUCAGACUGCGGGAUCAAAUGCUACAAGAUGGCCGGAAGCCAAAUGUUGUCACUUACAAUGUGCUGCUAUCAGGGCUGUGCCGUGCUGGCAGGAUGGAUGAGACGAGAGCCCUGAUGGAUGAGAUGACAUCAUAUAGCAUGUUGCCAGAUGGUUUCACAUAUAGCAUAUUGUUUGAUGGCCUCACACGAACUGGAGAUUCACGGACCAUGCUUUCUUUGUUUGGAGAGUCUUUGAAGAAGGGUGUUAUCAUUGGAGCAUACACUUGCAGUAUCUUGCUCAAUGGCCUAUGCAAGGAUGGGAAGGUCGCAAAGGCAGAACAGGUGUUGGAGAUGUUGGUACACACAGGAUUGGUCCCAACAACAGCAAUCUACAACACUCUAAUAAAUGGCUAUUGUCAGGUUCGUGACCUCCAAGGGGCCUUCUCCAUCUUUGAGCAGAUGAAAUCACGUCAUAUUAGGCCAGAUCACAUCACCUACAAUGCACUCAUAAAUGGUUUGUGUAAGAUGGAAAUGAUCACCGAAGCAGAGGAUUUGGUGAUGGAGAUGGAGAAGAGCGGAGUGGAUCCAAGUGUGGAGACUUUCAAUACACUGAUUGACGCUUAUGGGAGGGCUGGGCAACUUGAAAAGUGUUUCACUGUUCUGUCUGAUAUGCAAGACAAGGGGAUAAAGUCAAAUGUUAUCUCUUUUGGUUCGGUUGUCAAGGCUUUUUGCAAGAACGGAAAAAUCCCAGAAGCUGUAGCUAUCUUGGAUGAUAUGAUACACAAAGAUGUUGUACCAAAUGCACAGGUGUACAACUCAAUCAUCGAUGCUUAUAUAGAGUCAGGUGGCACUGAGCAGGCUUUCCUUCUGGUUGAGAAGAUGAAAAGUAGUGGAGUAUCUGCAAGUAUAUUUACCUAUAAUUUGCUGCUAAAAGGUCUUUGCAAAAAUUCGCAAAUAGAUGAAGCUGAAGAAUUGAUUUACAACUUAACAAAUCAAGGGCUGAGACCUGACGUUGUUAGCUACAAUACUAUAAUAUCAGCAUGCUGCAACAAGGGCGAUACUGAUAGAGCAUUGGAGCUUCUCCAAGAAAUGCACAAGUAUGAUAUCAGACCUACACUGAGAACAUACCAUCCACUUCUUAGUGCAUUAGGUAGUGCAGGGAGAGUUCAUGAUAUGGAAUGCCUGUAUCAGCAUAUGGUGCACAAGAAUGUUGAACCUAGCAGUAGCAUAUAUGGCACGAGAUGUGAAAAUGAAUCAAAGGUAGCAUCUCUGAAGAAGGAAAUGUCAGAGAAAGGAAUAGCCUUUGAUGACACGGAAAGAACUAACCUUGAGCUAGAUAGGAUAAUAGCAAGUCCAAUUUGAUUGCAUUGUCUUGAAAUGAAAAAGGCUGGAAGGUUGCCUGUUAUGUUAAUAUCAAAAACAAAUUUUCAGAUUUGAGUUCAAUUGUACAGACAUGAAACAGAAAUGGCAAUAUGCGGGUCUAAAGAUGCUAGCUGCUAAAUGUUAGGUUCACUAUCAGGUCAACUAAAUUUGUGCACAGCUGUGUAGUGGACUUAUUUCCUGUCCAAGGUUUCCAGUCUGCCACAUGCAACAAUGAGAAAGCUAUUACCAAGUUAUAGUGUGGAUAGUACUUCAUGAAACACAAAAGUUACACUACUUGCUGAAGCAGAAGGAAAUGGAAGAACCCGUUAUGAAUCAUUCCAUGAGUUACUCAAGAUCCAUGAGCAUGCAUUGGUUAUUACAGGAAAACUUCAGGCAUGAGAGAACCCAACAGACUUUGGCUACCUUCUGAUUUGAUAGUGAUUGCAAAUGGUGAUGUCUUCUGGAUUGUAGAUCGGACUUAAAUGCAUCCUGCCAUGGUAAAAAUUCUGCAACCAAUAGAAUAUGGAGGUUUGGGUGUUCUGUAUCUAAAGAUAGCUGCCUAUAAUUAUGUGCGCACUCCCUCCAAAUUUAUUUUGAGUCUCAAGUUCAAGUCAUGUUCAUGCCUCGACAAGGUUCCACAUUGAUGAUGGUCUUUUUUUUAUUUGACAAUUGGGUAGAAGUCACCGCUGUCAGAAAAGGGUCCACAUGAUAGAAAGGGUGAAGUGAACUUCUCUCUUCAUGAUUUUCAGUCUGGAUGGACACUGAAAGAAAUGAGAAAGUUAUUGCCAAGUUAUAUGGCUGUGGAUAGUACUUCUUGAAACCAAGUUUCUAGGAGCACAAAAGAAAAUGGCCCUCAAGAAUUAAACUAGGAGCUACUUAAGAUCCAUGAGCAAUCAUCGUUACUUAGUGUUGGUUGUCACAGGACAACUUCCAGCAGGAGUGUAUGGCUACCUUCUGAUUUGAUAGUGGAUACAAAAGGUGAUUUUAUCUGGACUCGAGAUCAGAUGUAACUUACAUCAUGUAUAGGUGUGCAGUGGCGUCUUGUGUGGUAAAAGAUUUGGAGCAAGUAGAGUAUGGCCUGUGUAUUCUGAAUCUGACGCUAGAUGGCCAUGAUUUGCAGCUGAUAUGAAUGUGGUUGCAAAAGGUACCAUAUGCAGCUGAGGUACUGUGCUUAUGGUACUCAAGUUAUUACUAAAACAAAGAUGAUGGAGAUAGUCAGACAAGCUGUUCACUAGAAACAGUGGAUCAACAGAUCAAGGGUAUUAUUAGCUAAUUGUGGUGACAAUCUCGUGCUCUGGUCCAAGGCUGCCAUGAUCCAUGGUCUCUCUUCUACCACCAUGGGGACGCCGACUAUGUCGCCGUUCUUCUAGGUGGCCAGGGGCCUCCUCCUAAUUCGAUUUGACGUGAUCCAGGUGAUGGAACUCUUCCCAUGAUCUCAUUUAAAUCGAUCUGUAUGCAAUCAGUGUGCUGGGUUUUGAAUUGUUUUUGGAUCUAGGAGGGGACCUGAUGUGCAGGGGAAGCACACAUGGUGCCACACUGCAGAUGGGCGGCCUGGUGCACACCCUUGGGGCUCAUGUGUGUUAUUUGAUAGUUCAAGUUUGAAGCUAUGAAUAGAGCACAUUGCUGAUUGGAGUGAUUGCUUAUCAUUCCUCUCUGUUUGGAUAUUAUGAAAGGCGUGAAAUCACCUCAUAUUCAAGGGUUAAGUUGAGUCGGCCCACCACCACUAUACAGUCUCACCGAGCGUAGCACAGCUACCAGCGACAACCCUAGCCACCCAUGGAAGCUAUGAAAGUGGAUCAUUGGGCUCAUAUUGGUGAACUAAUAUGGGCUAGAUCCAGGACUGAUCUGUGGGCGUGGAGGUGGCGGUCGAUGAUUCCAUUACCACUGAACUAAAUUGUGAACUUCAGAGCUGUUAAUCCCAAAUUUUGGUAAGCCAGGGAACUGUCCAUGGGUCUGCUUCGUGAAAGGAGGGACAACCAGAUAAGUGGAUCGACUAAAUAAAAGCAUGGAUGAAAAUAGUCGAUCAAAGGAAUGUUGAAUCAAGGCAAGACGUGGAAGACGUGUUGGGUUUCAUUGUGAAAAGAAAAAUUAGAGUCCGAAUUACCUUUUUUUGGAUAGUCGUGUUAGAACAUAAGACUAGGUUUCAGGGCUAUAAAUAUUAGGAACUCGAUCCUUCUAAGAAUAUACACAAUCAUAAUACAAACCCCUUCUGGUUUCGGCCAGCAACCUUAUGAGUAGGAGUAAUAGUAGAUCUCGACGAGACUCUCGACAAAUCGAGCUACAUCGGUUGAAUUCGACCUUCGGUUUGCUUGUAAGCAUUGUUAUGGUUCAUGUUUAGUUUGUCAUGGCCGCAUCGUUUGAAUUCAUGUCAAACUCGAUUUUGAACUA
Messenger RNA from Sorghum bicolor (sorghum), 4543 nucleotides. RefSeq names its product pentatricopeptide repeat-containing protein At5g12100, mitochondrial. The coding region runs from base 68 to 2155 and encodes 695 amino acids. The transcript is spliced from 2 exons. Lineage: Eukaryota; Viridiplantae; Streptophyta; Magnoliopsida; Poales; Poaceae. Gene Ontology annotation, molecular function: protein binding. The record is from RefSeq and is a predicted model, not a curated record.